Sabethes cyaneus is the source of this 4076-nucleotide messenger RNA. Its product is annotated as integrin alpha-PS3-like. The transcript has 7 exons. Gene Ontology annotation, molecular function: integrin binding. Gene Ontology annotation, cellular component: integrin complex; external side of plasma membrane. The record is from RefSeq and is a predicted model, not a curated record. Gene Ontology annotation, biological process: cell-matrix adhesion; cell-cell adhesion; cell adhesion mediated by integrin. Lineage: Eukaryota; Metazoa; Arthropoda; Insecta; Diptera; Culicidae. The coding region runs from base 464 to 3805 and encodes 1113 amino acids.
CUAGACGGUGUUAGUGAGAUAAACAAAUUUUCGGAGUCUCUGUACUUGAUUCACCAAGACUCUUUCGAUUUAUCUAUUCGGCCGGGCAAGGUGCUGCCCGAGUUGUUAUCAGUUGGCGGUACUUGUGUGAAUUCGCGAUAAGUGAUUUGUCAAUGCAGUUCUUGUGAAGUUCUUCUGUGUCGUUUCGAUUGAUUGUGAAGAUUGAACCAGAUGCCACACCAUGGAGCACCGUGCUCGUAGAUUCCAACAGUAGCAGUCAUUCUCGUACCGGUCUCUAUCCCUACGCAACAGAUAAAUGAAAUCGUACGUGCCGUGCCGGAGAGCCGUCCAGUGCUGAACAAAAGUGCUAAAAAGUGAAAUUCAAAACAAACACCACAUUCGUACCACCACCGUCACCGUCAUCGUAGUCGUCAUCAUAAACACUAGCAGCAAACGAUAACAUUUCCAUUCAACAGGUGGCAAAAUGACGAAACAAUCAAUAGUGUCUGUGAUAUUAGCGUCUGUAGUGCUCCAGUUAGUGAUAGACGGUUACGGAUUCAAUCUAUCGCCACUGCCUAAUUAUGUGUUCAGAGAGCCGCAGCUGCAGUCCUUCAUGGAAAAGGUGCGUUCGUCGCUAUUCGGAUUUGCGCUCACGUUGAGGCCCGGAGGUGUUGUCGUGGGUGCCCCCCGAGCACAAUCGAACCUCCCGUCGCAGCGUAAAAUUAACGAAACUGGAGCAUUGUACAAAUGCCUGUACGCCAGCGGCGAAUGCAGCCCGUUCUAUGUCGAUCGCAAUGGAAACACCAACGAGGAAAAAGAAACGUUUGCUUACAGUUCGGAGAAAAAGGACUACCAAAUGCUCGGGGCAAGCAUGGACGGACACGGUUCCGACGGGGAUCGGUUCGUCGUUUGUGCACCGAAAAUAGUAACCGAGGUUCAGGACUACUAUCUGUUGCACGGAAUCUGCUACGACACGGAUGGAACCGAGAACAGUCAGCCCAAAACGGUGCGUCCGAUUUUUCCACUCAGGAUAAAGGAUAAACAACUUUUCAAGCACGCCGGUGCUACGCACUACAACUAUAUGUAUGGCGAGCAAGGUCUCAGCGUACACGUGGCCGAACACAGCGAAGAGAUUCUGAUCGGGUCGCCAGGUGUUUUCAAUUGGCGAGGCACAGUCAUUCGAUAUCGACGCUAUGUGGGUGAUAACAUCACCAUCAGCCGGCGUUCGGAGACUUCUCGGGGCCGUGAUAACGAACGAUCGAAACGGCAGAUUAUAAGCUACAUCAGUGACGUUCCGAGUCCCUACUACACCCAACUGGACGAUGAUUCGUACUUUGGCUAUGCAGUUAGCUCCGGGUUUUUCCAGGAUCCUAGUAAGCUGCUGUACGUUGCUAGUGCUCCUCGGAUGAAGCUGCAGACGGGUGAAGUGUACAUUUUUGACAUCGUUGAUGCAGAUGCUUUUCGUGAAACGCAAAUCAAAAUCCUGUACACCUUCCCGGGCCGACAGCAGGGAGAGUACUUUGGUUAUGCACUGCUUACGGAAGAUUUUAACGGUGAUGGACUACCGGAUUUGGCUGUUUCGGCUCCGAUGAACAGUAAAGAUUUUGAUUAUGAAAAUGGUGCUGUGUACAUCUUUCUCAACGAGGGUAAUCUUAACUUUGAACAUCAAACGACGUUAUCCAGUAGUUACGAGCUAAGCGGGCGAUUCGGAACAAGCUUGGCGAAAAUUGGGGAUAUCAACAUGGAUGGGUUUAACGAUAUCGCUAUCGGAGCACCUUUUGAGGACAAUGGUGCUGUUUACAUUUUCCUAGGAUCAUCGAAUGGAUUGCAAAUAACUCCGUCACAAAAGCUAGUUCCACCGGAGAACGGCCUUAUGGAUCCAUCGGCUCAGCCGAUGUUUGGGCACGCGAUUUCCCGUGGAGUCGACAUCGAUGCCAAUGGCUAUCCAGAUCUGGCGAUUGGAUCGCCGAAUUCCGAAACAGUGUACGUUUACCGGACCUACCCGGUGGUAUCGGUUACCAGCAGCGUGAGCUCUUCGAAACGGGAACUCUCGCCGGAGGACACCGCUUUCCAACUGACCGUGUGCUGGAGCUACCAAUCGGCGACCGCCAUUCAGCAUGAUAUUGGGUUUAACUACUUACUGAAGGUGGACGCACAGAAUGGACGAGCUCAGCUAAGCGACGGCAACAGCUUCCUGAAUGGGACGGGAAAAAUUAACAACGAUGACUUUUGUCAGGAAUUUGACGUUCGAGUGAAACCAUCGUUUGCUGACAUCUACAAACCCAUCUAUGUUGACUUCAGCUAUAACCUUUUGAGUCGUAUUCCGACAAACAGUGAAUUCUGCGAAAGUUGCGUUUUAAUGGAUCCAAAGUUGGGUAGUAGUGUAAGGGAAAAAAUUUCCUACAAGACAGGAUGCGCGGGAGAGACUUGCAUUGCCGAGUUGAAACUGGAUGCUGCUUGGGUGGAUCUCACUUCACCGUAUAUUAUCGGCAGCACUCGAACCGCAACGCUUCAGUACGAAGUACUUAACUCAGGAGAAAAUGCCUUUCUACCCCAACUAAAUGUAACCCUACCGUCUCAGCUGUCACUAGCCAAACUUCCUCCGCAGUGUAAACUAACAAAUCUGAACGACGGACUGAACGUUUUGUGCGAUCUAAACAACGGUUUACCGAUGCGAACUGGAUCGGCAACAAAAAUGUUACUCGUUUUGGACAUGACAAAGCUUGAAGGAAAAUCUUUCUCAUUCAUUGCAGAAGUGUUCAGUACCAGCGAAGAGACAAACCGUGAAGAUAACACACUAGAAACUACGGUAGCCCUUCAGGAGUUCAGUGAAAUCGAAGUUAUUGGCAAAGCGUCAACUACUGAAGUGACGCUAGAAACCCAAAGCGGUAAGAUCAACAUUACCUACCAGGUUCAGGUUGUAAACAACGGGCCGAGUAGCCUGCGUGACUUAACCUUUGCUUUGAAAGUACCGCUGGUUUACCAUAAACCAAGUUCCGCAGAUGUUUUGAAACUUAUCAAAUUUAACGACAUCCAAAUCAGUGGAUAUUACAACUACAAACACCUGGACUUUACCUGGACUCAAAACAACGUGAUUCUGAUCCCGAACGUUAAAGAGUUUUCUACUUCACCGCCAGAAGUCGAUAACUAUUACAAAGCUGGUCUUGACUUUGGCAUUCUAUCCGGAGAAUCCAGCCAAGACCCAAUGGGCGAUAAUCAAAAUUCGUUAAGCCGUCGAAGAAGAUCAUCGAACGGUGCUGCAUUUACCGACCUUCAAUUUAAUCGCUACACCAACCAGCUGACUCAGCAGUCACGAUCGCGCCGUAGCAUUUCGACCGUAAAUCCAGUCAUUCUAGCCGGACUUCCCGCUAACCGAACCUUAGCCUUUCACUGCGAGUCGGAGGCAAUGAUCGAGUGCGCAGAAGUGAGCGUCCAGAUUGCCAACUUUAAACCGGGAAAUAUUCCAAUCGUAAUUAACCUCCUCUUCCAGUUGGAUCUGGAUCAAGUGGAGCAGAGUUUUCUAGAGCGCGAAGAUAUUUUCGCACUCCAAAUUCUUUCCGAAUUGCAAACAUUUGAAGAUGGCGACGGUCUAGGAUUUAGUGUAGCGAAAAACAAUCCCUUCACGGUGGUGUACAGGUAUGCGACCGCCAGUACUCCGAUCUGGGUCUACAUCGUAUCAGUUAUCGGAGGAUUGCUGCUUCUGGUACUGAUUUCCUACGGACUUUAUAAGGCCGGAUUUUUCAAGCGAGCAAAGAAGGAGGAGAUCGAGAAAUUACAUCGAGAGAGUGUUAGGAUGAAUCAACCGGAAACCGAUGAUGAACACUAAAACAUCACACAACGUGUUCGCAAGAAGAGCUGGCAAACAAAAGCAAAAAACAGAGCAUGUGAGAAAAGGGAAGCAAUUUCCGAAUAAACCUAUUCCCUUUAAAACACACAGAACGUUACCAAAUAGCAUUUAGAUUUAGUGAAUCGACUGUAAUUCAAAAUAAGCCAUUGCGUGUAGAAUUUUCUACGAGUCUAUUUUCAUUGCGGAUUUUUUCCUCGGAACUUGCCAUAGACAUCUAGAGUUAAGUUCAUUAUUAUUUAUUAUGAAGAGG